Messenger RNA from Pseudomassariella vexata, 787 nucleotides. RefSeq lists its product as uncharacterized. The coding region runs from base 1 to 612 and encodes 203 amino acids. The record is from RefSeq and is a predicted model, not a curated record. NCBI's taxonomy places the organism in Eukaryota, Fungi, Ascomycota, Sordariomycetes, Amphisphaeriales, Pseudomassariaceae. The transcript has 4 exons.
AUGUCCAUGUACGCAACUUCAGAAGGGGAUCUAUUUUCUGCGGUUGCAGGAAUAAAGCAAGAUACUGUCGCGCGAUUUGGCCAACUUGACGUUGCCGCCAAUGUUGUGAAUAUGUACCAAAGGCACCUGUCCCUCAUCACAGACCUCGAUGUCGAAGAUAUCCAAACCAUUAUUCACGGAAGGGUCUUCGGGCUCUUCGACUACCUCAAGGAGGAGCUAAAGGCCAUCAAAGACGGCGGCAGCAUCGUAAAUGUAGGGGGCGUCAUGAGCAAGUACGCGUCACCGGGUCUUUCGGCCUACGCCGCGGCGAAGCACGCAUUGGUUGGGUUGAACGAAGUGGCUGCGUUUGGAGCUGCUGUCAGGGUUGUCAGGGUUAAUAUGCAGUUCAGCGGGUCUAUUGAUACGGAUACAGAGGCGCAGCCUUUUCGGAUAGCGAGUGGUGUUGAGUUUACGAUGCCUGAGCCGGGUGUUCCGCGGUUGUUGAAGUGGUACGCGAAGCCUGAGGAGAUUGCGGCUUCGAUUACGUUCUUGUUGGAUGAUGAGAGCCAGAUGGUCACGGAAGCCGAGUGGUGUGUGUAUGGCGGAUGGGUCGAGGGGAAUUUUCUGCAGUGAAGAAUACUGCACCCUUGGUGCAAGUUUGGCAUGCUCCUAGCAGUCUUGGGGAGAGGACUGCUUACGAACCAGACAGCCAUCGCCAGCUAGCUUCAACGCUCCAUGAGAGCCACGACGUUGGUGGCGGGUAAAAUCAGCAAGCUUGAGCCGCAAGCUUGUAAGCACUUGGCAAGAC